Molecule: messenger RNA, 3096 nt
Organism: Egretta garzetta (little egret)
Lineage: Eukaryota; Metazoa; Chordata; Aves; Pelecaniformes; Ardeidae
Product: C-factor-like
Exons: 6
Coding region: 1753-2517 (254 amino acids)
Source: RefSeq, a predicted model, not a curated record
AGCAGUACCAACGAGCUCGCUUAUUCUUGUGUGCGCAGUGCCUCUGCGCUGGUGUGUUGGCAUUAAAAAAAGCACCAGUCUGCCACAAAAAAAGACUUGCAGACAACUUUGAUGGUGUAGGUUUGGUUUCAGGAAAGCUUAUCCCUUCAGGGGAGAGCCAAUAACUUGUAUAUGCAUGCGUUGCAGUAAUAUUUGCAGAGUUCUCUGGACACAGGUGGCUUCUGAUCUCUUUGAUCAAAGCUGCUUGGGGUGGGGGAAGAGGAGAAGGAACAUACGCGGCUGGUGGCUUGAAAUGGCUGUGUCUGAUUGCACUCGUCUUGGUCCUCCUCUCUGCGUGUUCCUUCUAGUUGCAGUCGGCAAAAGAAUAGGCUUUUCUGCAACUUUUAGGUUUCCUAACUAGAUUUUUCAGCUGAUGUUUGUAGCAGGUGGAGUAGCAUUCUUGAAGACCAAAGCUGUCUAAGUUAGCUUUAUGCCUGGAAGCUGCUUCUGAGAAACUUAAACCACUGAAGUGGGAGUUGCUUGUUAACUAAGUAAUUAACUAAAUGGAAAAAACAUUGCAUUUUAAACCUGAUUUGCAUGCAGCAAUUGUAAUUUCAUGCUGUUUAUGUUCUGGAGAAUGCUUAAUGCUACAGUGUUUGGAGUUCUUAAUUGAACACAUUGCUUACUUGCUUCAGAAGCCUCUCAGUCGCUGUCACUGCACAAAACAUCUCUGGCCUUUUAGCAAAAGUUACAGCUUGUUGCUGUUGGAGAGUAAAGCAAUCUGACUAUAAAUAAAUGAACAAACCUUGAGAAGCCAGAGGACUUCUGGAGUUUAUUAUCAAGUAACUGGACAGUCCAAAGCCACAUAACUAUUGCAGGCCUUGACAUGGCAGAACUAUUUCAUGCCUGACUAUCAAUAAACAAAGUAGCGUGUUCUGGGCCUUUAAUCUGUUGAAAACCAUCCCAUUAAGUCCUAUCCAAGGGAAGGAAUGUCUUCUGGUUUCGUGCUUCUGACUUGUUCCCUUUCCUUCCCCCUCCCCUUAAUAGCCUUAACUGCAGUUGUAGAUUGUCCUCAGUGGGAGAACAAAUUUUCUAAACAAUCCUGGAGAGAAUUCUGCAGAAUAUGAACUGAGAUAAAAGAUGUAAUGCAUUAUAGCUUGACAGAGGACAUGGAGUCCCUAAGUGUCUCCAAGUGGUGAAGGAAGUACUCUUUCAAAAUCGGCCCUCCUGACCCCUAUUCCCAAAGGGCUCCUAAAGAAUUGGAUUUGUUUGUCCAGGGUUGCUCAGUCUCCUAAACAUGGCUGGGAGUACGUAAUCCAUCUGUUACAUUUGGCCACGCUUCCCGCUUGGCUACAUGGCACAGAAACAUUAAGUAUUCCAGCUUGGCUUAUAAAUGCAAUUUGGACACACUUUGUCCAGCAGCACCACCAGUAUAGUGCUGGUACAUUUUCUCCAAGCGCUUCCUCUACUGAGAGGUAGUAGACAGAUCACUGAAUUACAGCUACCUAGCAGAGAGAGAACUGAUCCCGUGUCCAGUUGCCGUGUACAUAACCAAUUUCAUGUGUUUUACCUUCAAGUUACAAGAACUGAAGCUAACGAGCGUGCUGGGAAACAGAAUUUCCAUGGGAAAAUUGCUAGGAAGACUUUCCUGCAAACAGUAAUUGCCAAUGGCUUUUCUUAAGCAUUCCUGUUGCCCUGAACUGGCGUCUGGAGCUAGCUGAGCUUCAGGAAAAUAACACUUUUCUUGCAGAAGUGGGGAAUUACCGGCUUGGAAUGCAGUCUGAGCACCAGCUCUGCUGUGGAACUGGCAACGAUAGCCGCUUGAUAACCCUUUGGUUACGCUGCAAACACACCCUCAAGCUAUACACACUGAGAAGUAGCUCUAUAAUCUGGCGUGCUGGUAUCUUGACUAAGCAGGAACUCCAGCAGCUUAGCAAGCAAUACAGCAAUAUCAAGCUCCUCCAACUGGAUGUGGUCUGUGAAAACAGCAUCAAGAAAGUAGUCAAGGAAGUGGAAGAAAUUGUGGGAGACAAAGGUCUGAACUGUCUCAUUAACAACGCUGGCAUCAAUGUGCUUGCUUCCUUGGAAGAAGUCACAGCAGAGUCAAUGCUCACCAUCUAUGAAACCAAUACAGUUGCCCAGCUGAUGGUCACCAAGGCGUUUCUACCCCUUCUGAGGAAGGCAGCCCAGCUGAGCACAGGAAUGGGCUGCCACAGAGCUGCCAUUAUCAAUAUGUCCUCUCUUGCUGCCUCCAUGCAACUCGUCCAGGCGAAUGAGAUGUUCCUCAAGGUCUACCCCUACAGGAUAGCAAAGACUGCACUGAACAUGAUCACCAGGUGUCUUGCUGCAGACUUGAAAGCAGAUGGAAUUCUCUGUAUUUCUUUGCAUCCAGGCUGGCUUCAGACAGACAUGGGUGGAAACAUGGCUCCCAUGCAGGUGCAAGAGGCUAUCCCAGGUAUUCUCUCCGUGCUGGAGCAUCUUGGUGAAAAAGAAAACGGUUCCUUCCUGGACUGGCAAGGGGAAACUCUACCGUGGUAAAGUGCACAGUAUGCUACAGAAGCAGCAUGUCAGUCACUAUUUAACAUGUGCCACUAAUGUCUGUAUCUCUAGGGUUUUCUUACGUGCCAGUUGAAAUAGCCAGUCUGACAUCCAGCCUCUCUCUAGGAAAGUGAGGUGGCUGACUCUCUUACUUGGUAUUGCUACUGCUCUGCUCCAAUGCUUCCUGCAAAUACUACUGUGCUCUUUAGUGAUGGGUACCUCCUGGGACCAUCAGAAAUAAAUUUAAAAGCAGCAAGUUAAAUCUAGGGGCUGGUUCCUCUUCACUUCCAAAAUCAAAGUGGGCCUCUCGCGCUUUGACCUCAGAGUAACUCCAAGGUAGGCUGUCAGAUUCCAGUAUGGUCAGUUGGCUGGAGACAUGUCUCUGGAAAAGGUCCUUUGGUUUCCUUCAGUCCUAACUGAGCCAAGGCUGAAACUGCCCAGCUCUAAACUACAUGAAUUUCAUACUUCUGCAAAUUCCUCAGCAACCUCUGAGUGUCCCCAGGUUGACAGCACACAGCAGGCACUUGCUUUGUUCCCCGUGGGUGACUAACAUCCUGAUAUGGGGGUGGGAAUGUUGUU